AUGGCACAACUUUCGGAAUCAAUACGGUACAAGUCAACGCAUGACCGACUAUCAUCUCUUCCUGGUGAGCUCCAGCUCCAGAUCGCGGAGCAUCUCAACUACUCUGAUCUCGUUCGUGUUCGGAGAGCAUCACAGGCUUUGAGACACUGCUUCGCUGACCCUGCGGUUCGAUUGAUUGACGAGAUGUCAAAGGCUUGGGUCGAGAUCGAACGCAAAUUUCAGGACUGCUAUUUCUCCGUGGAUAUGAAUUCGUCGUUGUUGGGACUUGAUGUCAAUGGCACAUCCAUUGUACAACAAGUAGAGGAGUACGCCAUAGAACGUGGCUUCUCUAACACAUUAGUUCGAUGGCUUGUGCGUCCCAGUCUCUACCACUUCUCUUGUUCCAAGUGCCAUACCGUGAAACCUUGGACGAAUUUCCCGACCGACAGCCUGCGUCGUACAUUUCCUUUCAGACCGUACGCAAAUCCUUUGAUAACCCAACAAGAUUACAAGAUGAUGCUAGAAUCUAUGACUUGUGGAGCUUGUACCGCAGCGGAACAACCUCACGCAUACCACAGUCUUGGUCUCCGCAACGGAACGAGUUCAAUUAUCAAAUGCCACAGGUGUCUCACAAUCAAGCAGGCUCCCAACGCUCUCUCUUUCAGGCUCCGUUUCUCCGGAUUCUGCCAACAGUGCUUUGGGGAGGUCCAUCAGGACUGGUUCGAGUACAAGAGCUUUCUACAGGACUGCCUGGCCAGAAUGGAAGCCUACGAGAAGGGCGAGGACAUGGAGUCGUUGUCGUGGAGUGGAUUUCCCGAGUGCCCUGUGCCGGCCGAGUUUGUAGCCGCAUUGAACAGCCCGAAUCAUCGACCUCUGCCCAGCUACACACAGAUCGUCCUCGCUCAACUCUCUCUCAGAGCGGCCAAACUCCGACUUCGUGACCUCUCGCUGGGACAAGAUGCUCCAGACCUCUCUGUUCCAGAAUCAACAGAGCCGUGA
Molecule: messenger RNA, 978 nt
Organism: Fonsecaea nubica
Lineage: Eukaryota; Fungi; Ascomycota; Eurotiomycetes; Chaetothyriales; Herpotrichiellaceae
Exons: 1
Coding region: 1-978 (325 amino acids)
Molecular function (GO): protein binding
Source: RefSeq, a predicted model, not a curated record